This is a messenger RNA of Chaetura pelagica (chimney swift), 621 nucleotides long. It is a transcript of the gene MMGT1, whose product is annotated as membrane magnesium transporter 1. The record is from RefSeq and is a predicted model, not a curated record. Lineage: Eukaryota; Metazoa; Chordata; Aves; Apodiformes; Apodidae. Gene Ontology annotation, cellular component: Golgi apparatus; early endosome; plasma membrane. The annotation marks the transcript as partial. The transcript has 3 exons.
GUAGAUCGCUCUUACAUGAGGUUAACAGAGAAGGAAGAUGAAACGUUGCCCAUAGAUAUAGUCCUUCAGACUCUGCUGGCCUUUGCAGUGACCUGCUAUGGGAUCGUACAUAUCGCAGGGGAGUUCAAGGACAUGGAUGCCACUUCAGAACUGAAAAAUAAGACGUUUGACACAUUAAGGAACCAUCCAUCUUUUUAUGUAUUUAAUCAUCGUGGUAGAGUAUUGUUCCAGUCCCCAGACACAGUGAAUUCUUCUUCAAACCAAGAUGCUUUGUCAUCCAGCUCAUCACUGAAAUUUAGAAAACUUGAACCUCUGCGUCGCUAAGACUUUGACAGAGAAUCAUCAUAAUCCAGGACACUGGGAUGUAAUAUUCAAGUCGGGGAUGUAAACACUUUUUUUAAUUUCUGGAGCAGUAUUUAUAUUGAUCUUCCAGACUUUAUAAAGUAUAUAUAUAUAUAUAUAAACUAAGGACCUUCUUUGUACACUGUUAAUGAAAAUGAAUUGUGAAUUGGCAACGCAGUGUAAAUUAUUCUGCAGUUAAUGCUGUGAAACACAUCUUCAAAUUUUCACCUAUUAAAACAAGUUGCAGCUGACUUUAACUUCAGUUAAAACAAACAAAAA